GUUCUGGGACACCAAGUCUGUGUUUAGUCCAGAGGAGCGAUUGAAGGCCCACAAGAAACUUGAGAAGCAGAAAGACAGAGCCAGGAAACGAGAAGCACUAAAAACCCUCCAAAGCCUCCCCGACGACUGUUUGCAGACGAAGGCCGUCCAUUGAAUGUCAAUGAACCCAAGUUUUCAAUUUAUAUUUACACACAUUUAUCAAAUUGUGUGUUUUCGAAGUUUUGUUUAUGUCAUUUUAUUUUCCCUGUUGGUGUAAAUAGAAAAAAAUGAUGGAUCCAUAACAAGAAAAAGCAUCUAAAACAUUGCCAGACAUCGAUUUAAAUUAUUUGUAAUAGCCUUUAAAAUUGAAUUAUUUUAAAAGCACGCUAUGCCAAUACUGCAGAUUUCCAUUUUUUACAGAAUCAACUUCAAGUUGACUGAAGAUGAAACAGGGAACUCCUACUUUUUGGAUUACCAAUGCUACAAGUAUUUAGAUACCAGUAUGAUAGAUGUUGAUGUUCAGCCGAAUUAUAUACGGAUAACAACAAAGGGAAAGACCUUCCAGUUGUGUUUAGAACAGGAGGUGAACGCUGAUUCAAGCUCUUGUCAAAGAUCCCUCAUCACAGGACACUUGCCUGUUACCAUGCCAAAGGCAAAGCAGAUUGUCAAAUCCUCACCAAAACCGGCAAAGACCAGCAAUAACAACAAGGAAAACGAAGACAAUGAAACGAAAACUAAAACAAACCGAAAAAACAUGGAGAAACUUGAGGUUGACGAGUCCGCUAGAAAGACAGUAUACAUAGGCAAUAUUGUGAAGGAAAAAGGCGAGGUGACUGUUCCUCCUCUUGGCUCUAAACCGCUCGGCAAAAAGCGGGAGGAGAAACCGUUGAGUGAAAACCUUGUGGACAAUCCCGACGUGCCACCGUUGGAAUGAGUUUUUGAUCUUUGGAGCAUAUUACAUGGAUAAUCUCAGUGCUAUAACAGCUGAAUAAAACUUUUGCCGUUUUGAGUGUUUAAAGUAGCAAAUGGUUGCCCGUGUGUUCUGACAAAAAUAGGUUUAUGUUUUUAGCAAGGUUUAUAUACGAAUUAAUAUUUUAAGUCCAGUCCUUGUCAUUGCCCAUCUGAUGAAUUUGAAAAAAAAGUUAUCGUUAAAACUCAACCUGUCCCAACACAAUUACUUGUUCUUUUAUUUUCAGAAAAUAAAUUUCGGCCCGAAACUUGAACGGUUUUUUGAACCAUCAUCAUUUAAUGUUGCUCUUGACUUGCUCUUAAUUAGAGGAUUGGAUGUAAACAACAUGGUAAAAGUUAAUAAUGUUUAUUUGUUGUGAACUGAAAAUAAUAAUAAUUGCAAAAAUAGUGUUUUGUUAAUUUUCAAAGGCAAACAAUAAUGUAAGUUGCCUUUUUCUUCGAGUUCGUAAUUGUUCACAUGUUGUCGUGACUUGUAUGGUCAUCAAUUAAAGUGCAUUA
This is a messenger RNA of Dreissena polymorpha, 1446 nucleotides long. RefSeq names its product dynein axonemal assembly factor 11-like. The record is from RefSeq and is a predicted model, not a curated record. The transcript has 6 exons. Lineage: Eukaryota; Metazoa; Mollusca; Bivalvia; Myida; Dreissenidae. Bases 368 to 913 code for a protein of 181 amino acids.